AUGGAAUUGAGUACCGUUGAAAGGUUACACGAACAGUAUGAGUCAUUUAAAAGUAGCAUCAAAUCUGAUAAAAUGGGCACUGAAUCAGAGCCUGGAUGGGAUCACAGCCCAGCAAAAGAAGUUCUCACAAAUAUGUUAAACACUAUUAACAGCUGCAUUAAUAAAGUGAGCAAAAAUAGUGCGGAAUACAAUAGAUUGUUGGCCAUGCAAGGAGCUUUAUUUUAUCAGCAUGCCAAAGUAUUGGUUCAAUUGAAUGAGACAAAAGUUGCACAAGAUAUAUUAAAAACAUGCAUUGAUUUUCUAAAAGACUCAAUACUAAUUCCAGAAGUAACUUUUCUCGGAUUGAGAGUUUUAAAUCAUUAUUGUUACUUACUUACAAAAUCUGGAGAUUUGAGUACAUCUCAGGAAUUAUUGGAAUUUGCCGAAGCAAAAUACUUACAACUUAAAGAACUGGGAGAUGUAAACACAUUGCCAUUGUUUAGUAAUGACGAUUUAUUCGAUAAUAAAUUGGAAUUAACUCCGAACAAAGAAAUUAAUGAAAAAUUAGAAAAAUUGGUCACAAAUAACCUUCAAAUGCUUGGUUUUGUGCACAAUAAGCAAGGAGAUUUGGAUAAGUUUGCUGCAUAUCAUCAUCAAGUUCUUAAAAGGCAGUUAGAUAUGAGAGAAGGGGAUGCAACCGUGUGGGCGAUGAAAACAGCCAGACUUGGUUAUUUUUUUUUAACCAGAAAUAAAUUUGCUCAAGCUCGUCAUCAUUUGGCUGCUGCAUGUUAUGUUCUUAGUCAGUAUGAAAAUACUUUGAAAACAUUAGAAACAUCAAAUCUAGUUCUUUCAAAAUGGGAUGAAUUGAAUCACAGAUAUGCUGAUAUAGCUAAAUGUUGGGUUAGAUAUGGUUUGUUUCUUUUCAAUGCAUCCAAAAUGAAAUUAGUUUCUGCUUUUUAUGGCGACUCAUCAACAUAUCUAGAUAACACAUGGGCAAAUUCAUUUGAUAAUUUUUUUUACGGGAGUAGUGGAACAGAAGAAAACGAGGAUAAUGGAGUUUGGCAGGGCUCAGAUUUUAAAAAUUAUAAAGAACAACUUCAUAACAGUUUUGGAACGACAAAUUUAAAUGAUAUAAAUACAGUGAAAGAUGCAACUGAAAACAUAAUAUCGAAAAAUGAUUCUAUACCAGUUCCAUCGCCUCUGGUUUUUGAUGUUAUUUUUGAAAAUUCUAAUCAGGUUAACUCGUCAAAUAUUUCUAUAGGUAAAACUGGACUGGAAACCAAUCAAUCGAUAAAUUCAUCGGAAAGUACAUCGAAAGAAGAUAAAAAUGAGGGAGAAAGAUAUGAUCAAAAACUACCAGAAUCGAAUGAUUUGCAAUAUAAAUUUUUAAAUUUAGAUUUAAAUUGCUUUGAAAAUUGUGUGUCGUGUAAUUAUGUUGAUGGCGUGCAGUCAGCAAGAGCAUUAUUUUUAUUUACUCAUUCUUGGUUAAAAAAAUCUAAAUUAUUUUACACGAUAAAAGAUCAUCCGAUGGAAUAUGUAAAUGUCAUUUUAGAUCUAAGCGAAUUGUACCGGUACCUAGCUUUUUAUGAAGAUGAAAUAGAAAAUCAAUAUUCUGUGCAAAAAAAGCGAGCGGAUACUUUGGAAACUCUAAGUGCUGUCUUGAAAGAAGUUCGACCACAGAGUUAUAUCGCGAUCAGCAUUGAAAUUUUUAGAGAAUUGGCGGAAAUACACUUGGAAUUAAUGGGAUUAAAUCUUCGACGAUUAUAUUUAUCCCAACCGGAACCGCCGAAAGAAGACGAUUCGAAACUUCCGGAGAAUUGUUUUACGAAUUUCGCGGAUUAUUCACUUCACAAAAUGGAGGCUGUUGCCGACGUGCAUAAACGGUUGUAUCAGUUUAGCGAAAUAUUGGGUCACGGGGUUUUAGGUGAUUUUGAAUCUGGUGGCACGGCUAUAAAAUCAAAGUACAAAAUUAAAGUUAUUUAUGUCUAA
Messenger RNA from Pediculus humanus corporis (human body louse), 1968 nucleotides. RefSeq lists its product as uncharacterized. NCBI's taxonomy places the organism in Eukaryota, Metazoa, Arthropoda, Insecta, Psocodea, Pediculidae. The transcript has 4 exons. The coding region runs from base 1 to 1968 and encodes 655 amino acids. The record is from RefSeq and is a predicted model, not a curated record.